AGUAUUUUUAACGUUUUUGCCAAAAAUCAAAGAUGGCAACUCGAUUUGCCAAACUGCUGGAGAUGCUUUGAGUGUGUAAAAGAUGACUUAUGCAUGUCUACACGUGUCUGUAUCUUCCCUCCAUUCCAAAUUUUAAGUCAUUCCAACUUUCUUGGAGAGUUAAAAUAUUUCAAAUUUGACCAAAUUUAUACAAUAGAGUCUUACAUUUAUGAUACCAAAUAAAUACCAUUAAAUGUACUUUCAUAGUAUAUUUAUUUAGUGCUAUGAAUCUUUGUAAUCUUUUCUUAAUUUUAGUUAAACACUAGAAAUUUUAAAUGACUUACAAUUUGAAUUUGAAACGAAGGGAGUAUUAUUUACUAUUUUUCUUUUACGCGUGUGGCAUUUUUCAAGUCAAAAUAAAUAAAAUCAAAUACAAUUUUAUGGUUAAUUUUUUCGAGUAAAGUCCAAUAAACUUCUGAUCUGUGUGCGAAUAUGAAAUUUCAUCUUUGUCCAUCUAUGAGUCUAUAUUAUUUUAUAUUUUUCCUAUCUGAUAUUGCGAGCCACCCUAGUCCUUUCCUACAUAGCCCUCAUCGGAUUUUUUUUUCAGAGCUCAAUACCGCAGAAUUACGAAAUAUAGCAUCAUGAAAUUUUUUCCUUUUCACAUAUAUUUCAUAUACUAAAGUGAAGUAAAAAACAAUAAAUAUGACGUGGCUCGAAAUGUAGAAAGGAUUUGAAUUCGGUUCCUCCGGCCGGGCCGACUCGAAUACCAGCAAUAACCACCAUCGAAGUCGGUUGGCGUCGCCGCCAACUCCGAUCCAACGGAGCCUCCCUCAACUUUCCUCUCCGACGACUGGGCUCACCUCGACGAGACGACCUCGCGCGCAGAAGCCGUCAGCGAUGGCAGACGGGUUCUUGACGAGGCACGGGUUCCCGCGCGGCUUCCGCUUCGUGCCCACGGAGUUGGAGCUCAUCCGCCUCCUCUCCCACCGGAUCCACCGCGGCAAGCUCCCUCCGUCGUUCGACCGCAUCUUCCACAACCUCCGAAUCCUUGACUACCACCCCGAGGAGCUCUACGGUCAGUCAGAUCCAUCCACGCAACUUCUUCUCCGACCCCUUCUCUUCGUCGUCGUCCCCCCGAACCCUCUCCUGCACAUCCUUGCAGAGAGGUACAAGGAGGACGCGGAGCACCACUACAUAUACUUCUUCAGCCGGCGGGAGUUCCAGAAGAAGGGAGCCGGCGGCGCGGCCCCCGGGGACAAGGACCAGAAGAAGGGAGCCGGCGGCGCGCCCCCCGGGGACAAGAACCAGAAGGGCCCACGGCUGGUGCGCGCGGCCAGGGGUGGUGGGUGGAAGGCCUCGGGCGGCGGCCAGAACCUGCGGUGGCCGCGAAGGAAGGGCGGUUUCUACGCCGGGAGGUGGAUGACCCUGGUGUUCUACGAUCGCGGGGUUGACAAGAGCAAGUGGAGCAUGCACGAGUUCGUCGUCCCCGUACACGAACAAGAGAACCUCAUCAGCUCCCCGCCGACACAUGUCAGUAUCCCUCCCAACCUGGAAGAUUCAAAAUUAAGCUAAU
Panicum virgatum (switchgrass) is the source of this 1552-nucleotide messenger RNA. RefSeq lists its product as uncharacterized. Gene Ontology annotation, biological process: regulation of DNA-templated transcription. Lineage: Eukaryota; Viridiplantae; Streptophyta; Magnoliopsida; Poales; Poaceae. The coding region runs from base 877 to 1551 and encodes 224 amino acids. Gene Ontology annotation, molecular function: DNA binding. The record is from RefSeq and is a predicted model, not a curated record. The transcript is spliced from 2 exons.